AUGUCUACAUCUGUUCCGUCCACUCGGUCGCCGCCGAUGGUCUCGGCAGGGGAUCUCAAGAUUGCUAUGUGGACACUCAGCACCAUUUCGACUCUGUUUCUAUGCUCUCGUUUUAUUGUUAGAAUACGCUCAAAGGGAAGACUUAUGUUCAAGGACUAUUCCCUCGUGCUGGCGCUCCCGAUGCUGUUCGUUGCACUUGGGCUCCUCCACAAUAUUGUGGAUGCACUAUAUCAACUCGAGGGCUCGGUGCUUGAUCCUACUCACCAAACCGAGUUUCGAGCAUCAGGCGACCCACAACGUCUUACCACAGUCAUUGAACUAUUAUGGAUCGUCAUCUAUUGCGUCAAAUUGUGCUUCUUGACUCAAUUCAAGCUCUACAGACCCCCGUACGCGUACGUGAAUGCAAAUCUCACGAAGUUCUAUUGGGCAACAACAAUGAUUUGUACUGGCGCACUUGUAUGGACAAUCCUUGUGCCCGUUAUCCUUUGUCCCAACCCAGUCAUCUCAUUUCCUGUUUUCCUUAUCCGCUUGGCCAAAUUACCGCGUCCACAGGCACUAAUCGAUGGCGGGUUCAAAACCUUGUCCCUUUUCGCUAUGAUUGUAGCUGCGAUGCGUCUUUCAUAUCAAUACGACACGGAGACCAAACGCAUCAACUACAUCGCAGUGAUUUUCUGGCUUGUCAUAGAAGCGAACGUCGCUCUCAUCAUGGCUAGUAUCACGAGUUAUAGGAGCCUGCUCGUUGAUCACCUGAAGAAGACUGGGCGAAUAAAUAAAGUGAGGCUUUCGCAUGAACUGGAAAGUAAUCACAGUAGGCAGGCUCCAAGGUGGCGCGCAUUGACCCGCGCAGAGAUGCCUAGGCCGAUGCCAUCGCUAUCUCUACACUCAAAUGCGGUUUGA
Molecule: messenger RNA, 897 nt
Organism: Periconia digitata
Lineage: Eukaryota; Fungi; Ascomycota; Dothideomycetes; Pleosporales; Periconiaceae
Source: the annotation of a GenBank genome assembly